This is a messenger RNA of Solanum pennellii, 3672 nucleotides long. Its product is annotated as WAT1-related protein At5g47470. The record is from RefSeq and is a predicted model, not a curated record. The coding region runs from base 2446 to 3540 and encodes 364 amino acids. Gene Ontology annotation, cellular component: plasma membrane. Lineage: Eukaryota; Viridiplantae; Streptophyta; Magnoliopsida; Solanales; Solanaceae. The transcript has 8 exons. Gene Ontology annotation, molecular function: transmembrane transporter activity.
GUCACAACAAUCUUGACAGGUAGAUGAUCAUACGAAGAAUAUUUGUUGUGUUUCUUCUCUGAAUGUUAGCUGUAGAAAAAAAGAAAAGCAUAAACUUUUAUUCAUAUUUUUCAUGCAUGCAUGCAUGAAAAGUUACAAAAAUAAAGACAAAUUAAAUCAAAGGAAUAUCGAAAUUUCUUCGUGAAUAAAGAUAAAGAAAUGGAUAUUGAAAUUUCUUUGUGAGAAAACACAAAGAAAGACAAAUUAAGCCAGGAAGGGAUAUCGAAAUUUAUGUUGAACAAACACAAAGAAGGACAAAUUAAGCCAGAAAGAGAUAUCGAAAUUUAUGUUGAACAAACACAAAGAAGGACAAAUUAAGCCAGAAAGGAAUAUCGAAAUUUAUGUUGAACAAACACAAAGAAGGACAAAUUAAGCCAGAAAGAGAUAUCGAAAUUUAUGUUGAACAAACACAAAGAAGGACAAAUUAAGCCAGAAAGAGAUAUCGAAAUUUAUGUUGAACAAACACAAAGAAGGACAAAUUAAGCCAGAAAGAGAUAUCGAAAUUUAUGUUGAACAAACACAAAGAAGGACAAAUUAAGCCAGAAAGAGAUAUCGAAAUUUAUGUUGAACAAACACAAAGAAGGACAAAUUAAGCCAGAAAGAGAUAUCGAAAUUUAUGUUGAACAAACACAAAGAAGGACAAAUUAAGCCAGAAAGAGAUAUCGAAAUUUAUGUUGAACAAACACAAAGAAGGACAAAUUAAGCCAGAAAGAGAUAUCGAAAUUUAUGUUGAACAAACACAAAGAAGGACAAAUUAAGCCAGAAAGAGAUAUCGAAAUUUAUGUUGAACAAACACAAAGAAGGACAAAUUAAGCCAGAAAGAGAUAUCGAAAUUUAUGUUGAACAAACACAAAGAAGGACAAAUUAAGCCAGAAAGAGAUAUCGAAAUUUAUGUUGAACAAACACAAAGAAGGACAAAUUAAGCCAGAAAGAGAUAUCGAAAUUUAUGUUGAACAAACACAAAGAAGGACAAAUUAAGCCAGAAAGAGAUAUCGAAAUUUAUGUUGAACAAACACAAAGAAGGACAAAUUAAGCCAGAAAGAGAUAUCGAAAUUUAUGUUGAACAAACACAAAGAAGGACAAAUUAAGCCAGAAAGAGAUAUCGAAAUUUAUGUUGAACAAACACAAAGAAGGACAAAUUAAGCCAGAAAGAGAUAUCGAAAUUUAUGUUGAACAAACACAAAGAAGGACAAAUUAAGCCAGAAAGAGAUAUCGAAAUUUAUGUUGAACAAACACAAAGAAGGACAAAUUAAGCCAGAAAGAGAUAUCGAAAUUUAUGUUGAACAAACACAAAGAAGGACAAAUUAAGCCAGAAAGAGAUAUCGAAAUUUAUGUUGAACAAACACAAAGAAGGACAAAUUAAGCCAGAAAGAGAUAUCGAAAUUUAUGUUGAACAAACACAAAGAAGGACAAAUUAAGCCAGAAAGAGAUAUCGAAAUUUAUGUUGAACAAACACAAAGAAGGACAAAUUAAGCCAGAAAGAGAUAUCGAAAUUUAUGUUGAACAAACACAAAGAAGGACAAAUUAAGCCAGAAAGAGAUAUCGAAAUUUAUGUUGAACAAACACAAAGAAGGACAAAUUAAGCCAGAAAGAGAUAUCGAAAUUUAUGUUGAACAAACACAAAGAAGGACAAAUUAAGCCAGAAAGAGAUAUCGAAAUUUAUGUUGAACAAACACAAAGAAGGACAAAUUAAGCCAGAAAGAGAUAUCGAAAUUUAUGUUGAACAAACACAAAGAAGGACAAAUUAAGCCAGAAAGAGAUAUCGAAAUUUAUGUUGAACAAACACAAAGAAGGACAAAUUAAGCCAGAAAGAGAUAUCGAAAUUUAUGUUGAACAAACACAAAGAAGGACAAAUUAAGCCAGAAAGAGAUAUCGAAAUUUAUGUUGAACAAACACAAAGAAGGACAAAUUAAGCCAGAAAGAGAUAUCGAAAUUUAUGUUGAACAAACACAAAGAAGGACAAAUUAAGCCAGAAAGAGAUAUCGAAAUUUAUGUUGAACAAACACAAAGAAGGACAAAUUAAGCCAGAAAGAGAUAUCGAAAUUUAUGUUGAACAAACACAAAGAAGGACAAAUUAAGCCAGAAAGAGAUAUCGAAAUUUAUGUUGAACAAACACAAAGAAGGACAAAUUAAGCCAGAAAGAGAUAUCGAAAUUUAUGUUGAACAAACACAAAGAAGGACAAAUUAAGCCAGAAAGAGAUAUCGAAAUUUAUGUUGAACAAACACAAAGAAGGACAAAUUAAGCCAGAAAGAGAUAUCGAAAUUUAUGUUGAACAAACACAAAGAAGGACAAAUUAAGCCAGAAAGGAAUAUCGAAAUUUAUGUUGAACAAACACAAAGAAGGACAAAUUAAGCCAGAGACGAGACGAACAUCGAAAUUUCUUCUUUGUUACCAAAAUAGAAUACAUGAUUAUGGGAUCUUCAAGUAGAAAAAGGGAAAUUAUAGAAGAUUUGUCAAUAAUAGGAGGAUUAAUAGGGGUACAAUUCAUGUAUGCAGGAAAUUCAGUGGUUUCAAGUUAUCUUAUGUCAUUAGGGUUCAAACCUUCAUCUUUAAUUAUCUUGUCUUCAUUGGCUACUUUUCUCAUCCUUUGUCCAUUUUCUUUCAUGUUUGAAAGGAGUCAAUGGCCCAGGCAAAUGAGUUUAAAGUUAUUGAUUCAACUAUUUCUAAUUUCAUUUGGAGGGGUCACAUUAUUCCAAUCUUUAUUCAUGGAGGGAAUCAAAUUUACUUCACCUUCAAUGGCAACAGCUAUGCCAAAUCUUGCACCAGGACUCAUCUUUCUCAUUGCUUGGGCUUUUGGAUUAGAGAAAGUGGAGCUAAGAUGUAAAUACAGCAGAGCUAAAAUUGCAGGAACAUUAAUGUGUGUAACAGGGGCAAUACUCAUGAGCUUAAUGCAAAAUACAACAAAUGCUCAAAUAGAUUUUCCAUCUUCACCUCCUCAUGACAAAUACAAUCUUUUCGAUUCGGAAAAGAUCAAAGGUUCAUUGUAUCUCAUGGCAGCUAUACUCGUGUUAUCGAGUAAUAUAGUCUUACAGGCAGCAACAUUAGGUGAUUUUCCAGCACCAAUCUCUUUAUGUGCUAUAACAUCACUUAUAGGCAUGUUAUUGACUGGAUUUGUACAAUUAAUUCAACACGGAUCGAUGGAAAUUGGAUUGCCCCUCUUAAGUAUUCGCGACUUAAUUGGCUACUCGUUAUUGGCAGGUAUUGUUAGUGGAGCAUGUGUAAGUUUCAAUAAUUGGGCAAUGAAGAAAAGAGGGCCAGUUUUGGUCUCUGUUUUUAGUCCUGUUGGGACUUUGUUAACUGUAGUUCUUUCAGCUGUCACUUUAAGAGACACAAUUACUACAGGAAGCCUUGCUGGUAUGUUUCUGAUGUUUACGGGUCUAUAUUUCGUGCUAUGGGCGAAGAGGAAAGAGGGUUUUCUAAAUAAUAACAUGACGAAUUCAUCAUCAGAAAUAGCACGACGGAAUAUAGCCAAUCCUAACUUGUAUGGGACCGAGGUGUAGUUAUUGUUAUAGUAACCAUGACGGAAUGUGCAUUGUCACCAUUAUUAUUGAUGUAUCUCUGUUCUUGUAAACAAAUGAUUUUAUUUAUUUUUUGUAAAAACUUGGAGAUUUAUUUAUAUGCAUUUUUAUAUA